UUAUUUUCCUCACUUCCCUUCUCUCGCAGAGUUGAGGGGCAUUGAUUGUGAAGAAGGCGACAGCGAUGGUGCUUUGGAGCAGCGGCGCGGAGCGGCGAGAUUUCCAGGUCGCGAUGCCGCAUUCUCGCCCAGGCGCGCAUUGCUAGAGGCAGGGAUUGCUGGAUUUCGGCCGUGGAGGAUUCCGGAAUGGAGCGCAGGCAGGGAUUGCAGAGAUUCUCUCGCUCCGGGGCGAGGCCGAGCUUUUGAUGCGCCCGGGGAGGGGAUUUCUUGCUCGCAUUGCACGAAAUAGGGGGAAUAUUUUGGAGUAGUGGCAUGCGGCAGCGCGAUUUCUCAGCGAUUUGCGGUGGAGCUGGUUUUAGGUCUGGGAAGGCGGCUCUCCUGUGGGGAGGGUCGCUCCACAGCCGCCGGAGAGGAUAAUGUAGGAGGAAGCGAGCAGCAAGAGUGGAGGAAUGGGGAGCGAGCAGUGAAUGGCGCAUCUAGCCAUGAGUUGUGGGAAUGCCGUGCUAGUGGUGCUGAGCUUGAGCGCUCUCUACAUUGCCGCUUCUCAAGGAGUUCUAAUUGGGGAGAGCGAAAUCGAGGGCUUGGGAAGACGCGCUACUGAUCAAACCGAGAAGACUCACUUCCGGCGGUUUCUCCUUUCUGGGCAGCACUCUCCAUCCUACCAAGUAAGCAUUGCCUCGGCUCCAACCACUGGGCACCAUCACCAUCGCCAUCAUCGUCACGAUCACGCUCCCGCACCAACACAUCGAGGUCACGGGGGAGUGGUUCCAGCACAAUCGCCACACCAUCGGCGUCAUGUCCACAUCCAGGCGCCAACUCCAGGCCCAGGCCCGUCCGUUUCUCCAAUGCCUCCACCUGGUAUUAUUCCUUCGUUGCCAGCACCGUCCACGGACUGUCACGAACGAUGCACAGAUCCAUUCACUUCAACUGCUGGUGAACCAUGCGGCUGUGUUAUUCCAAUGCUGGUGAGCCUUCAGCUUGGAGUGCCGCCUUAUGUGUUUUUCCCGCAAGUGUCAGAGUUGGCUUCAGAAUUGGCGGCAGGGACGUCGUUUUCGCAAAGCCAGGUGCGAAUUCUGGGUGCGAACACAGUGGAAAAUAACAUGGACGAAACAGAAGUUAAAGCAGAAUUAGUUCCUUUGGGAGCUGCCUUUGACAAUGCGACUGCUUUGCGAACAGCUCAUAAGUUUUGGAAUCACGAGGUUGGCAUUAGUGAGGACCGGUUUGGAAGCUACAGCGUCCUUUAUGUUCGAUAUCCAGGCUUGCCUCCGUCCCCUCCUUCGCCCGGUAGCAAUGCGGGAGGCCCUACAAGCUCUAAAAGUCCUUACGAACAACCACUCAGUGUCAAUGUAAAGAAGAGGAGGUCAAGGCCCGGCACUGGAACCAUAGCCGUUGUGGUGUUGACUGCUCUGCUUGCCGUUAUAUGCCUGGUAGCGGUGUGGUUUGCAUGGCGCUGCAAACAUGCCAAGCAACCUAUGAUGGUUGAACCCAUGCUGCCUGGCUCGUCUGUGACGAAGAAGUCAGGUGGAGGAUCCAUGCUCUCUAGCAGCAUGGCCAGCUCGACAUCAAUCUCUUAUGCGUCGAGCUUCACGCCUUAUACCGGCUCGGCAAAGACAUUUACUCUACUGGAGAUAGAACGGGCAACCAACGGGUUCAAGACGCAGAAUAUUAUUGGAGAGGGAGGUUUCGGUCGAGUUUAUCAUGGCAUUCUGGACGACAACACAAGAGUUGCUGUCAAAGUUUUGACUAGAGAUGAUCACCAGGGCGGCCGUGAGUUUGCAGCGGAGGUGGAAAUGCUGAGCCGCCUUCACCAUCGUAAUCUGGUGAAGCUUUUGGGCAUUUGCAUCGAAGAACACACACGAUGCUUGGUUUUCGAGCUCAUUUCAAAUGGAAGUGUUGAAUCCCACCUUCAUGGCAUUGAUCAAGAAACUUCGCCUUUGGAUUGGGAAACCCGUUUGAAGAUAGCUCUCGGUGCAGCACGCGGUCUGGCUUACCUUCACGAGGAUUCAAAUCCCAGAGUGAUACAUAGAGACUUCAAAGCCAGCAACAUACUGCUAGAAGAGGAUUUCACUCCCAAAGUGUCGGAUUUUGGGCUCGCAAAAGCGGCCUCUGACGAGAUGAGCACCCACAUUUCUACCCGAGUGAUGGGAACAUUCGGUUACGUCGCUCCAGAGUACGCAAUGACCGGACAUCUUUUGGUGAAGAGCGAUGUCUACAGCUACGGGGUUGUGCUACUCGAGCUACUGUCGGGCAGAAAGCCGGUCGACAUGUCCCAGCCACCCGGUCAAGAAAAUCUAGUGACAUGGGCAAGGCCGCUGCUCAACAGCAAGGAGGGACUGGAGAUCCUCGUCGACCCGGCUCUGAACAACGUUCCAUUCGACAACCUGGUCAAGGUGGCAGCGAUCGCCUCGAUGUGCGUCCAGCCGGACGUCUCUCACAGGCCUCUCAUGGGAGAAGUUGUCCAGGCAUUGAAGCUGGUGUACAACGACUCGGACGCCAGCGACGGUAUCAUGUCCGGCAAUGGCAGCAUGCACAGGGAAAGCCAGCAGCAGGAUGUGAAGUCGAGGAAUCCUUUCGUCGGCGGUGGUGGAACGUACGCAAACGGUGGUGGUGGUGACGACGAGAGAAUCAGCGGUGCGGCGAGGCACUGCCGAGAGAGUGACUCGUUCAUCAGCAUAGACUACGACUCCGGGACGUUUGGUGGAGAUCGGGCAGGGAGGCAGCAGGCACUGUCAAACUCGGAGAGUUUCAUCGUGGGGACUUUCGCGAGCCAGCAGCAGCAAUGCGCGUCAGCUCCCACUGCGGCGACAUCGAUCAAACCGAAGCGUCCAUGGUACCGAGUGAGAAACGCGGACAAUGGGACAGUGAGUGAGUCGGCGCUACUGCGGUACAAGCGGGGCGAUGCUAACAGGAACGACCAUAGUGACAUUUGGCUGCUAUAGUUUUUAGAGGGAGCGGUGGUGGUGGUGGUGGUGGCGGAGAUGGAAGGGAUGGAAGAUUGAUCAUUGAUUUACACAGGCUAGUCGGAUUCUUGCUCGAGAUGGUGGUUUCGAGCUCGGCUUCUCAUCGGCUUGGAUGUUCUUGCUGAAAGUGUUUACCACUGAAGUAUAGCGAGAUCACAGGGAGCAAAAGAAGGGAAGAUGGCGAGCUUGAGUUCCUGGCUCGGGAAACAAGCUCUCGAGAGUGAUUUGAUUGUGCGGACGCCAGGCAAGAUGAUGGUAGUGAGUUGUCUCUCGUUUUUUUGUAACAUAUUUCAUUUGACUAGAGUAUUAGGCUCCUUGAAUUUAAUCACUUGAUUAAAUAAUUCCAUUUGUUAUAUA
Messenger RNA from Selaginella moellendorffii, 3317 nucleotides. RefSeq names its product receptor-like serine/threonine-protein kinase ALE2. The record is from RefSeq and is a predicted model, not a curated record. NCBI's taxonomy places the organism in Eukaryota, Viridiplantae, Streptophyta, Lycopodiopsida, Selaginellales, Selaginellaceae. Gene Ontology annotation, biological process: protein phosphorylation. Gene Ontology annotation, molecular function: protein kinase activity; ATP binding. The transcript has 9 exons. Bases 468 to 2939 code for a protein of 823 amino acids.